CCCGCGGUCAUCGAUAGUAUGUGGUUCCGGGCGAGAAGGUCAAUCGUGUACAGUGCAGCUACCAGCGCGGUGUCUUAGAAAAGUGCCCGAUGGAAUGGUUAUGCUUCACUUAUACAUACCUACCCAUACCGGGUGCUGUUCUAUAGAAAGGAUGAGGGGCCGCUUUUCUACUUCCUUUCUUUUAUUUACUUGUCCAGCUGCGGUUGAGUCGAAACAUGUCGUCUUUCAUCAUGAUACUUCCGCUGUGGACGUACCUCCUAGCUAUUGCCUCGGUGGCCUUCGCGCUUUCGCAUCGAUACCUCCGUAAAUCAAGAGCUCACUCGGCACCAGCAACGCAAGAUAAGAAGCCUUCACAGUUCCAGAAAAGCGAACGAACACACGGAGUAUGGCCGCCCUCAAGCUUCAAGACGCCCGUUCCCCCGGCGUAUCCCGACUGGUCCCUCACCUCGACGAAACCACUAUCCUACCGGCCCUUCCGCCACGGCCCCAAGUACUUCAUCACCAUGGGUCUGCGACGGAUGGCCUUCGACGACUGGAUCGAGCUGGACAACGAAUUCCUCUCGUUCCACGCACAAAAAGCUUCGCGCAUCCUCACGCGCGGCGAGAAGUGCUGCCACACCACGCCCGAGGCGAUGCCGGCCGCCUAUGAGCUCCUCGAGGAGCUCGCGGCGUACCUUCCGGCGCGGUAUCCCAGCUUGUAUACGCGCACGGAUGUGGGGAUGGAUAACCUCGCGACUGGCGAGUCGUUCGACAUUGUGCGCCGCCCGUUGGUCGAGGACCCCAUGGUGAUGGCUGCGCGGUGGGUGCAGGACGACCUCGCGAUCAUGCUCGAAGGCCCCGACGGGAUGUACUAUCUCAAGGCCGGCUGCACGCUGCUCACGGGCUUCUGGCGCCUGCAGGAUAAGCUCGGGAUGAGUCUUGACAACAUUCACCUCUCCGGCGACGUCCCCGGGUUUAGGCAGAAGCUGCAGAAGGGGAUGAAUAACUUCUUUACGCGCAUACAGCCUGAGGCCCCCAUGGUUAGGAAUAAUUACUUCAUCCAGGUGGAUGGUGUGCUGCCCUGGAGCCCGAGUAUUGGUAGCGAGGAUGGGAGGGAGGGCGAGUUUGGUUGGUUCACUGCCGAGAAAGAUAAACCGAUCGAGGAGAUUUAUUUUAGGAGUGAGAGGCAGAGCCUUAGGAGGCUUCCGAAGAGUGGCGGUGUGGUCUUCACCAUCCGCACCUAUUUUGCCCCAGUUCCGGAGAUCGCGAAAGAACCGUAUGUUCCCGGAAGACUUGCGAGUGGGAUACGGAGCUGGGAUGAGGAUGUGGCAAAGUAUAAGGGCCGUGAUCGGUAUGAGACUGUCCUGCUUGCGUACCUAGAUAGCGAGCAUCAGAAGCAGGUGGAGGCAGGAUUACCGGUCGAUAAGGAGGAUGGGACGCUGGGUUAUCCUUGGUAAAUCUAGACGCAGGUUUCCUAUUAAAUAAUACCCGAAAUGCAAUUGGAUCCUUCGUGUUGGAGGGGUCCGGAUGUGUAUCUGCAGUGUUGUCGAGCUACCUAUGCAACAUGUGGUGGCAUGUGGUGGUGGUGGUUGUCCUAGAAACCACCGCACUAGGACCCCUUGCUCCAAGUGAGAGGG
This is a messenger RNA of Tricharina praecox, 1616 nucleotides long. RefSeq lists its product as uncharacterized. Bases 216 to 1436 code for a protein of 406 amino acids. The transcript has 3 exons. NCBI's taxonomy places the organism in Eukaryota, Fungi, Ascomycota, Pezizomycetes, Pezizales, Pyronemataceae. The record is from RefSeq and is a predicted model, not a curated record.